Molecule: messenger RNA, 2507 nt
Organism: Vigna radiata var. radiata (mung bean)
Lineage: Eukaryota; Viridiplantae; Streptophyta; Magnoliopsida; Fabales; Fabaceae
Product: dnaJ protein ERDJ2A
Exons: 11
Coding region: 173-2230 (685 amino acids)
Biological process (GO): SRP-dependent cotranslational protein targeting to membrane; post-translational protein targeting to endoplasmic reticulum membrane
Cellular component (GO): Sec62/Sec63 complex
Molecular function (GO): transmembrane protein transporter activity; RNA binding
Source: RefSeq, a predicted model, not a curated record
UAUGUAAUUGUCCUCUGUGUUUGUUGCGAUCUCAUCUCCCUCACUUCUGUGUUCUCAGGUCCCAUCUCCUCCAAUUUCCCUCCCCCAUCGAAGUUGACCUUUCAUUCCACCAUUUCGAAUCCCAAGACUCAGGUCUGGUAACUAUCCAGGUUGUUGGGUGUAGAAGGGAACGAUGGCAGCUUCAGAGGAGAAUAGUGCACUGUUCCCAAUAUUCAUUUUGACAAUAAUGGCCAUUCCUAUAGUGCCAUAUACAAUAACAAAGUUGUGCCGAGCUGCCUCUAAGAAAUCAAAGAGCAUACACUGUCAGUGCUCUGAAUGCUCGCGGUCGGGCAAGUACCAUAAGUCGAUAUUCAAGAGGAUUUCGAAUGUGUCGACCUGUAGUAAUAUGACAUUAUUACUGCUUUGGGUGAUUAUGAUUAUUCUGGUUUAUUACAUAAAGACCAUGAGUCGUGAGAUUGAAAUUUUCGACCCAUUUAGUAUUCUAGGGUUAGAGCCUGGAGCGGCAGAGUCUGAAAUAAAGAAAAAGUAUAGGAGACUUUCAAUUCAAUACCAUCCAGAUAAAAAUCCGGAUCCAGAGGCACACAAGUACUUUGUUGAGUACAUUGCCAAGGCUUAUCAAGCUCUUACAGAUCCAAUAGCUCGUGAAAAUUAUGAAAAAUAUGGCCAUCCUGAUGGCCGACAGGGAUUUCAAAUGGGUAUAGCUCUUCCACAAUUCCUGCUAAAUAUUGAUGGGGCAUCUGGGGGAAUACUUCUGCUUUGGAUUGUUGGUGUGUGCAUUCUCUUGCCACUGGUUAUUGCUGUUGUUUAUCUCUCCAGAUCGUCAAAGUACACUGGCAACUAUGUGAUGCAUCAAACACUUUCCACUUACUAUUACCUCAUGAAGCCUUCCUUGGCCCCCAGCAAAGUCAUGGAUGUUUUCAUCAAAGCUGCCGAAUAUAUGGAAAUUCCAGUUCGUAGGACUGAUGAUGAACCUCUUCAGAAGCUUUUGUUGUUGGUAAGAAGUGAGUUGAAUCUUGACCUCAAGAACAUUAAGCAGGAACAGGCUAAGUUUUGGAAGCAGCAUCCUGCACUAGUUAAGACAGAGCUGUUAGUUCAAGCUCAGUUGACCCGUGAAUUUGCAUCCUUGUCUCCAUCUUUACAAAGUGAUUUCAGAAGAAUUUUAGAAACAGCACCUCGCCUUCUUGAAGAAUUAAUGAAGAUGGCAGUUAUACCCCGAAACGCUCAGGGCCAUGGUUGGCUGAGGCCUGCAAUUGGUGUUGUUGAACUUUCUCAAUGUAUCAUCCAGGCUGUUCCUCUCAGCGCUAGAAAAUCUACUGGUGGAUCACCUGAAGGCAUUGCACCAUUUCUACAGUUGCCUCACGUUAGUGAGACUAUUAUUAAGAAGGUGGCCCGCAAGAAGGUGAGAACAUUUCAGGAACUUCAUGACAUGGACUCUCAGGAGCGAGCUGACCUGCUUAUUCAAACAGGUGGCUUAUCUUCUGCUGAAGUGCAAGACAUUGAGACUGUACUGGACAUGAUGCCUUCCUUGACACUUGAGGUAACUUGUGAGACCGAAGGUGAAGAGGGUAUACAAGAGGGUGACAUUGUGACAAUCCAUGCUUGGAUAAAUGUUAAAAGGGGAAAUGGCCUGAUUGGUGCUCUUCCACACGCCCCAUACUACCCAUUUCAGAAAGAAGAAAAUUACUGGUUUUUGCUUGCAGAUUCUACUUCAAAUAAUGUAUGGUUUUCUCAGAAGGUUAGUUUCAUGGAUGAAGCUGCUGCUCUAACUGCUGCAUCUAAGGCAAUUGAAGAAUCUAUGGAGGGGUCAGGAGCAAAUGUGAAGGAGACAAGUAGGGCAGUUGCAGAAGCAGUUGAGAAGGUGAAAGGGGGCUCUAGAUUGGUAUUGGGAAAGUUUCAGGCCCCUUCAGAGGGUAACUACAGUUUGACUUGCUAUUGUUUGUGUGAUUCUUGGUUGGGCUGUGACAGAAGGACAAAUUUGAAGCUCAAAAUUUUGAAACGGACUCGGGCUGGCACCAGGGGUGCUGUUUUGGCCGAUGAAGGACCUAUCACGGAGGAUGGAGUUGAGGAGGAUGAGGACAAUGAGGAUGGAGAGUAUGAUGAUGACUAUGAGAGUGAGUACAGCGAAGAUGAAGAAGAUGAUCAAAACACAAAAAAUAAGCAUCAAGCUGCCAAUGGCACCGUUAAUAAACAUGGUCAAGGUGCAGAAAGUUCCGGCUCUGAUGAAGAAUGAUAAGUCUUUUCCUAACUUGAUAGAACCAUAAUUUUCUUCUUUUUCCCCUCUUGGAUGGUAGAACUAUAUCAACUGUAGAAGUUAUAGUCUGCGUUGUUCAUUUUGUUUAUCGGUUGGACUGCGUUGAUGCUUGGACUUCUGUCAUAUUCUAGUUCAGCUGAUAUCAUCGUGAUUAAGUUGUCAUAUCAUCUGAAAAUUUCGAGUAUGGUAAACGAGAGUAAGGAUAUAAUUUUGUUUUUACAAGUGUACAACUUCUAUUAAAUGUUUUGUCGAGAAA